Molecule: messenger RNA, 1011 nt
Organism: Drosophila busckii
Lineage: Eukaryota; Metazoa; Arthropoda; Insecta; Diptera; Drosophilidae
Exons: 2
Coding region: 89-967 (292 amino acids)
Source: RefSeq, a predicted model, not a curated record
UUAUUGUCGUCAGGAACAACCCUCUAAAAAAUAGAAAAAAGAAACAACUACAGACACACUACGAAAUUUAAUUUAGUUGUUGCUCAUCAUGGAUGUAUUCGGCUGCUUUGAUUACAAGCGUCCAAAGGACGCCAGGGUACAGGAUAUGCGCACCUCUACCUACCGUGGUCAUCGCUAUAUUACGGAUCUGCGCAUGGGAAAUUUUCUCCAAGGCUCUUCCGAGUGCAGCAACACUGGCGUCUAUGUUCGUGAUCCAUUGAUGCAUGAAAAACAGCAUACUGAAUGUUCCGCCAAUUAUAACUGGAAGUAUGGAGAUCCAGAUGUUCUGCGCAAUCCGUCACUUAACAUGAAGACGCAGUACGUCAAACCUUUUGAUGCAAAAAACUUGCGUUUCAUCAAGCGUAAAAUUAAACCCAUGAGCAGUGUUAGUCGCGAUACUUAUAAGUUUUCCGAGAUGCCUUUUGAGGCAGAAUUACCCUCCCUGCAUAUACCAACGCCUGUGCUAGCGUCCACGUUAGAGAUUGAUCGCUCGCAGGUCAGCUAUACCAAAUAUUUGGAUCCCUCGGCGACCACGUACAAUCUGGAUUAUGUAAACUUCACGGGAAAACCGAUGACAUCGGGCAUUGCUGCGCAUGAUAACUUGACAUAUUGGAACUGGGAUGAGCAUGCGCCCACUGUCAUGCGAGUCACUCGCGAAGCUGAUGAGCACAUGUGCGAUGAGAGUGCGGCGCGUGAUUGCCCCAAGCGUCGUUUGGAGUAUCAGAAUAUGACAAAGCGUGUGCCACACACCGGCCUAAUAACCGAAGUACAACAUAGCUACAAGGAUCCCAAGCAUAACAAGGAAUAUAUGGAGUUUGAUACGAGCGACAUAAAGUCGCUGUUGACCUAUGAGGCCAUUGCACCAUUCGCAACAGAUACAGAGUAUAAGAUACUGGGUUCUGGUGAGCCUGUUGUCAAGUAUGUUUAAACAAAUACAUAAAUAAAUUAAGUGCAUUAUUGAAUAUUUAGUUA